Molecule: messenger RNA, 4155 nt
Organism: Acanthochromis polyacanthus (spiny chromis)
Lineage: Eukaryota; Metazoa; Chordata; Actinopteri; Pomacentridae
Gene: pfkfb2b
Product: 6-phosphofructo-2-kinase/fructose-2,6-biphosphatase 2b
Exons: 15
Coding region: 233-1876 (547 amino acids)
Biological process (GO): fructose 2,6-bisphosphate metabolic process; fructose metabolic process
Cellular component (GO): cytosol
Molecular function (GO): fructose-2,6-bisphosphate 2-phosphatase activity; 6-phosphofructo-2-kinase activity; ATP binding
Source: RefSeq, a predicted model, not a curated record
AAAGACACCAGCCGGCCGAUCAGGCACAUCAGCACCAAGGAAGGACAGGCCGAGCAGACUGGCUCCUCACUCCGCGGCGGCAGACGCAGACUCCCGGUCCGGAGAACCGACGUUGCAUCCGCAGAGAGAGGUGUCCCAGACAGACACGACUCUUUAUAUUCGCCUUCCGAUAAGACCAGCUUGAUGAUGAUCCUGUGAGAGAUUUUGAAUUGAGCUCCAGCAGGAUUUCAACAUGUCAGGCACUCAGAGAGACAAUGGCCCUGCAAACUCAACAGAGGCCAAGAAAACAGACCUGAGAAUGCAUGAGAAGAAAUGCUCGUGGGCUUCUUAUAUGACAAAUUCUCCAACUGUGAUUGUAAUGAUCGGACUGCCUGCAAGAGGAAAGACCUACAUGUCAAAGAAACUCACACGUUACCUCAACUGGAUCGGAGUCCCGACCAAAGUGUUUAACUUGGGCGUGUACCGCAGAGAGGCUGUCAGAGCUUAUAAGUCCUAUGAUUUCUUCCGUCACGACAAUGAGGAAGCCAUGAAAAUAAGGAAGCAGUGUGCUCUGGUAGCUCUGCAGGAUGUGAAGGCGUACCUGACGGAGGAGGGAGGUCAGAUAGCAGUUUUCGAUGCAACAAACACAACAAGAGAACGACGAGACCUCAUUCAAGCUUUUGUGAAGGAGAAUGCUUUCAAGGUGUUCUUUGUGGAGUCAGUGUGCGACGACCCAGAAGUCAUUGCUGCUAAUAUUCUGGAAGUGAAAGUGUCCAGUCCAGACUACCCAGAGAGGCACAGAGAGAGAGUAAUGGAUGACUUCCUGAAACGAAUUGAGUGCUACAAGGUCACUUAUCAACCAUUAGAUCCUGAUGACUAUGACAAGGACCUCUCAUUUAUCAAGGUUAUAAAUGUGGGUCGGCGUUUCCUGGUGAACCGGGUGCAGGACUACAUCCAGAGCAAGAUUGUCUACUACCUCAUGAACAUCCAUGUGCACUCUCACUCCAUCUACCUGUGUCGGCAUGGAGAGAGCAACCAUAACGUUGAAGGGCGCAUUGGAGGAGACUCUGAGCUCUCUCCUCGAGGGAAACAGUUCGCCCACGCUUUGCAUGAAUUCAUUGAUGAAUACAAGCUGUCGGAUCUGAAGGUGUGGACGAGCCAGCUGAGGAGGACCAUCCAGACAGCGGAGGAGCUCGGUGUGCCUUAUGAGCAGUGGAAGAUCCUCAACGAGAUUGAUGCUGGUGUGUGUGAGGAGAUGACCUAUGAGAUGAUCCAGGAGACAUUCCCAGAGGAGUUUGCUUUGAGGGACCAGGACAAGUACCACUAUCGCUACCCAGGAGGAGAGUCCUACCAAGAUCUUGUCCAGCGUUUGGAGCCGGUCAUCAUGGAGUUGGAGAGACAGGGCAACGUGUUGGUUGUCUGCCACCAGGCUGUGAUGCGCUGUCUCCUUGCUUACUUCUUAGACAAGGGUGCAGAUGAUCUUCCGUAUAUGAAAUGUCCGCUCCACACAGUGCUCAAGCUCACCCCUGUUGCGUAUGGUUGUAAAGUGGAGAUGUUUUAUCUUAACGUGGAGGCAGUAAACACACAUCGAGACCGGCCUCUUGGUAAAAUCCCGAAGGACUCUGCUAUCAUACAUCGCCGGAAUAGUUACACCCCCUUGUCCAGUCACGACCAGGUCAAGCGUCCCAGGCUCUACAGUGCAGGCAACCAGCCCUGGCUACCGCUUGCCCCCACCCCAUCGGCUCUGAUGCCAGAGGGACGGCAAAGCCAAGUUAGUGAUAGACUCACAGGCUUUCCCUCUAAAUCUGUCACCGUCAGCUGUAAUCAGUCACCUCCCACCGUAGCUGUAGCCCUGUGUUUGGUAUUCCUUUGCCUCAUUUCUGGAUCCUCUCGAUGAUUUAGUGUCUGUGUUGCAACUGACGUACAUGAAAUCCACCCUUCCAUCUAUCUCUUUCUUUCAGGGCAUAUUUUGAGACUUGAAUAAGUUUCUUUGUUCUCUAUGCGUUGUCUCGCAUGAGCUCUGCUUCACUACCGGGCUGUGUCCAGCUUGAAUAUGCAGAACAGCAUGCCUACUCUUUGCUGAGGGAAGCUCCUUUUGGAGUUAAUUGGACACAAAAGACACACAAACAUCAGAGAUGUAUAUAUACAGUACUUUAUUACAAAUGAUCAUGUACACAUAAUAAACCAGAAAACACUAGAUGAAACUUUGUCUCAGUGUAACAUAAUACAGCAAUUCCCAUUGUUAAGGUGGUGAAAGACAUAUUAACCACUUCAGAGAGAGAAAAUGUGAAAAUUUUAAUAUGCAUAUUCAUAUUUGUGUUGUGUAUUUGUUGGCCUUGCAUUGUUUGUACAGUGCCUCAGUCCUACUCCACAUUUCUAUCUAUCUCUCUCUUUCUCCACUUUCUCCAAACUUGUCUUACAGACUCGGAUAGGAAGCGGUUGUCUGUGAGUAUUUGGGAGACUUAGUACAUGUAGCCAAUCUUUCAUUUUCUUUCCCACAUUUCAACUCAUGUCACUGUAACUCAUGUCAAUAUAUGUUGUCACAGUGGUGCGUCUUUUUUAUGGUUUUCAGUCUUUCGGUUUCUCUAACCGUUAACUACCUUUGCACAUUGAAACUUCUUAUGAACUUUGUUUUAUCUUAGCCACCUUAUCAGGAGCACUAUCAUUUAUUGAAUAUUUCGGACUUAAUUAAAUGACCUCAAUAAUGAAAAUGAUUUCAAUAAAACUCUAUGAGGAUAGUACUGCAGACACUUAAAUAUAUUUUAAAGUGAAGUUACAACAAAAACAAAAUGUGCUACUUAGUUUACAUUCAUUAAACAUAUGUUGUAUGAAUAAUAAAUUGUGCAGAUCUAAGGCUGGUUAGGCCAUUGUACAAGAUUAUGAUUUGGAGGAAAUCAUAUAGAAGGUCAGAAUGUGAUUUAUAGUGAAUCACUUACUGAAGACAUGCCAAUGUGAGUGUUUUUACCUUCACUUCAGACAAAGGCCUAAUUUUCCUAGUUUAAACUUGAGACUCCUGGGCUGCCAGGGAAGCUAUUAGUUUUGUCAAACAGGAUUUGGUGCUGCAGGGAAUUGACUUGUGAAUGUCAGUGACAUUUUCUUUUUUCUUGAAGGAGUCCCUGUGUGAAGGAAUCGACUUUGACAGCCCAGACGAAACUAGUGGCUGUGUCCGCUUCUGAGUGAAGAUGAGAUCCUCAUGGCACAAUGUGGAAAACGUCUGGGUUCAACCAUGAAUCAAAAGUUAGAAGUACACGUCUUGCUCAAACAAAGGACAGUUUCUUUUCAAAUGAGGUCACUUAUGCAUGAGAUAACACGUUCUUAUUUAUCUCAAACUCUCUGUCUCUUCUCUGCAUGCUGAGGCUUUGAACUGGAAACCUUAUCAUUAGUAUCAUAAAUACUUCUGCAUGUGCGCCAAACAAAAUCAGUCAACCAACAGAAGAUAUUGUAUUACAGAACUGGCAACUAUUUCUCUGUGUAAAUACUGCAAUGCCUUACUGAAGUUAUGCAUUAUGAUGAAAAUCAACUUCCACAAUUGCAAAUGGAACAUGCUAUAAAGUAGAUGCUGUAAAAAUAUUUUUUUAUAAUACAAAUCCAAGCAUAUAUUAUACCGUAUAUACAAACGAUCUGUAGAUGUGAUUCUUGUGAAAUGUAUUCCUCACCCAUCAUCUGUUAUGUCUUAAUUUGAGAGUAUGUUAGUCAAGUUCUGUCAGAAAUUUGCUGAAAUUUCUCCAUCUGCUUUGGAAGCGUUCUAUGUUUCUGUGUUGUUAGAAAAUGCAUCACAUUGCUGGAUAUACUAUACACUAGCAGCAGGUAGAGAAAUUUGAAAUCCUAAUGUGUUACUCCAGUGUUAAUUGUCACAAUGAACACUAAACCCUAAAUGUUCAUCUAUUGUUCCUCUUGCCUGUGUAUUCUGGGAAGAGAUGUUGUGCAACACAACUAUAUGUUUGAUAUGUUAGCUAUUUUUUGUCAUUCGUGUUCAUUUGAUCAUACUGGCAAUGAAUGUGUUUUAAUGUAUUUUUUCUUCCAACAAACAGAAUCUUUGCAUUUCAUGUAAUAACAGAGAGUGGUCCAAGAUUAAGUCUAUGACUCUGUAAUGUUUGACUGUUGAUAAGUUAUUGGCCUGCUCAAAGCAGCCUACUGUGCCUUUUAAGCAGACAAUAAACAUGAAUUUUGAAGGAA